AUGCCGAAGCCAAAGGUCCAAAAGGUGAAGCGCAACGAGUGCUAUCUGCGAAUCAAAUCUCUGACUGAUAUCGAACAGUUUGUCGACCUCACCCAUGCAAUUGAGCUGCGACAGAUCCAGAUUUGGCCCGACGAUAUCCCAAUGCAUUGCAUUACCUCGCGCGUGAAAACAAUUCAGAAGGAUACGAUUGGACUCAUCCACGAUCUUCGUUCGCGUAGACUGUGCGAAGCGAGCAAACAAGUGUUGUCCGGACAGAUGGAUGGCGAUAAAAAACUCUGGGAAAUCGUCGAACACCCGAAAGCCUGGAAUCUCACCGCCCGUGGAGUGACUUUUAUCAUUCGCAAGCAUCGUCCACCAAAUCAGCCCAGUUCCUGGAGUCCUUCCGCUAUCCUGGCUUCCGUACGCUCGAUUCCCUCUCGCAUCAUUUCCCGUUUUUCGGUGCGUCAACAGGAACGCGAAGUUCCUGUCGACAAGCUUAAUUUGAUUGAGGAUCAGAAA
Messenger RNA from Mesorhabditis spiculigera, 498 nucleotides. Lineage: Eukaryota; Metazoa; Nematoda; Chromadorea; Rhabditida; Rhabditidae. The record is from the annotation of a GenBank genome assembly.